AUGAAUCUGCCCGAUACAACUAUUGGUCCUGACAAAGCUGCUCGUCGAUCUAGCUACAAGAACUUCAAGAAGUACUCUGAACUUGUAAACGAGAUAAAUCACGACGAUACGUUCUCCUUCACUGCAGAAAUCAACAAGUUUAGCAUAGAGUCAGAGAGUGACUUGAAUACCCACUUUGGGAUGAACAUGAGUGCAAGCUUUGACGACGAAAUGUUUGAGAACGACACGGACUUUGAAUUUGAGCCACAAGACGAAGCUGUCGAGAAAAGAGAUGCAGUGGAAUUACCGGAGAGUAUUGACUGGAGUUACACCCUGUCAGAGCCUGAACAUCAGAGAAAGUGUGGCAGCUGUUGGGCCUUCAGUGCGAUCUCUUCCGUCGAGUCAGCGUACUACAGAGCAACAGGACUGAGGAAGAAGUUCAGCUACCAAGAACUAGUGGACUGCGUGUUCGAAGAAAAAAGAUGGGGUAAUGGCUGUAAGGGGGCUUCCAUCAACACGGGGUUCCUCUGGGUGACCAGGCAGAAACGUCUAGCGUCACGUGAGGACUACAAAUAUGUGGCUAAAGACGGUGAAUGUAAAAAAAACACGACUUUGAACAGUUAUACAAAUGUAGGCCUGAAACGAUUGUAUCGCGUCCCUAAAACUGAAUCAGCUUUGCUGCAAGCAGUGGUCGAGGGGGUAGUCAGUGUGGGAGUCAAGGGCGGACGGUCCCUUCUAGCUUACAAAUCAGGGAUUUAUUACGACCGCUACUUGUGUAGGGCCACCGCAUAUCCUAACCACGCUGUUAACCUAGUCGGAUACGGAGAGGAGGGAGGUAAGAAGUACUGGCUGAUCAGGAACAGUUGGGGCAAAGACUGGGGCGAGGGAGGCUACUAUCGUAUGACACGUGACCAUAAAAACCACUGCAAGAUACACGAGACGGCACUCAGACUCGACCUACAGUGCUACAACAGGAAGCAGUGCGAGGAACAGAAGAAUGUUAAUGAACUUGAGAAGCAGAUCGAGACAGAGCUUGUUUAA
Molecule: messenger RNA, 1020 nt
Organism: Bolinopsis microptera
Lineage: Eukaryota; Metazoa; Ctenophora; Tentaculata; Lobata; Bolinopsidae
Product: procathepsin L-like
Exons: 1
Coding region: 1-1020 (339 amino acids)
Cellular component (GO): lysosome
Molecular function (GO): cysteine-type endopeptidase activity
Source: RefSeq, a predicted model, not a curated record